CCCCUUUCUAUUUUUCCAUUCUAACCAUUGGCUUCUCUUCAAUUAAAAUCAGAAAAGAAUGAAGCCUGCCUUUGCUACUUUGUUGAUUGUUUCACUGCUUCUGAGCUUCUCUUUCCUUCAAACCACCAUGGCUUAUUCAAGUUUCUGCAAAUAUAAGUGUUCAGUGAGGUGCUCAAAAGCAGGCUUGAAGAAACGUUGCAUGAAGUACUGUGGAAUCUGCUGUGCAGCAUGCAAUUGCGUUCCUUCGGGUACAUAUGGGAACAAGUCAGAAUGCCCUUGCUACAUGAACAAACUCAACUCCAAAGGAAAGUCCAAGUGCCCUUAGAUAUUAGUUUUAUUUACCCGGUUUCGUGUCGACCCAUUUCUUCUACUUCUUCUUCUUCUUCUUC
Messenger RNA from Ilex paraguariensis (yerba mate), 389 nucleotides. The record is from the annotation of a GenBank genome assembly. NCBI's taxonomy places the organism in Eukaryota, Viridiplantae, Streptophyta, Magnoliopsida, Aquifoliales, Aquifoliaceae.